Chlorocebus sabaeus (green monkey) is the source of this 6406-nucleotide messenger RNA. It is a transcript of the gene KIF3A, whose product is annotated as kinesin family member 3A. Gene Ontology annotation, biological process: microtubule-based movement. The record is from RefSeq and is a predicted model, not a curated record. Gene Ontology annotation, molecular function: microtubule motor activity; microtubule binding; ATP binding. NCBI's taxonomy places the organism in Eukaryota, Metazoa, Chordata, Mammalia, Primates, Cercopithecidae.
GGCGUAAUUCAAGGGCCGUGAGAGUCUGAGACUGGGCUUGGGGCGGGGCGAGCUCAGAAUGCGGCUGCGCACUGGGCGCUCUCGCCCGGGAAGCCGCAGUCUCGAGAGCGUUAACGAGGUGCUUCGAUAGUCUCUGGCCAGCCUUUCUGCGCACCCGGUGUCGUUGCGCUGUACCCCGGGCGGGGACGUCCGCCGGGCACGGGAGGGAGCCAAGAUGCCGAUCAAUAAAUCAGAGAAGCCAGAAAGCUGCGAUAAUGUGAAGGUUGUUGUUAGGUGCCGGCCCCUCAAUGAGAGAGAGAAAUCAAUGUGCUACAAACAGGCUGUCAGUGUGGAUGAGAUGAGGGGAACUAUCACUGUACAUAAGACUGAUUCUUCCAAUGAACCUCCAAAGACAUUUACUUUUGAUACUGUUUUUGGACCAGAGAGUAAACAACUUGAUGUUUAUAACUUAACUGCAAGACCUAUUAUUGAUUCUGUACUUGAAGGCUACAAUGGGACUAUUUUUGCAUAUGGACAAACUGGAACAGGCAAAACUUUUACCAUGGAAGGUGUUCGAGCUGUUCCUGAACUUAGAGGGAUAAUUCCCAAUUCAUUUGCUCACAUAUUUGGUCAUAUUGCAAAAGCAGAGGGUGAUACAAGAUUUUUGGUUCGAGUGUCUUAUUUGGAAAUAUAUAAUGAAGAAGUUCGUGACCUUUUGGGCAAGGAUCAGACACAAAGGUUAGAGGUUAAAGAAAGACCUGAUGUGGGAGUUUAUAUCAAAGAUUUAUCAGCUUAUGUGGUAAAUAAUGCUGAUGAUAUGGAUAGAAUUAUGACACUAGGCCACAAAAAUCGUUCUGUUGGUGCAACUAAUAUGAAUGAACAUAGUUCCCGUUCCCAUGCCAUCUUUACAAUUACUAUAGAAUGCAGUGAAAAAGGCAUUGAUGGUAACAUGCAUGUCAGGAUGGGGAAGCUCCAUCUUGUAGAUCUUGCUGGUUCAGAAAGGCAGGCAAAAACUGGAGCUACUGGACAGCGCCUAAAGGAAGCUACAAAAAUCAAUCUUUCACUUUCCACCCUUGGUAAUGUAAUUUCUGCCUUGGUUGAUGGAAAAAGCACUCAUGUGCCUUAUCGUAACUCUAAAUUGACUCGUCUUCUUCAGGAUUCCUUAGGAGGAAAUUCAAAAACCAUGAUGUGUGCAAAUAUUGGGCCAGCAGAUUACAAUUAUGAUGAAACGAUCAGUACAUUACGGUAUGCCAAUCGUGCUAAGAAUAUUAAAAAUAAAGCUAGAAUUAAUGAAGAUCCAAAGGAUGCUUUGCUGCGUCAGUUCCAGAAAGAAAUAGAAGAACUAAAAAAGAAACUUGAAGAAGGAGAAGAAAUAUCAGGCUCUGAUAUCAGUGGCUCAGAGGAAGAUGAUGAAGAAGAAGGUGAGGUUGGAGAAGAUGGAGAGAAAAGGAAAAAAAGAAGGGGCAGUAGCAGCAGCAGUAGUUCAGACUCCACAUGUUCUGUCAUAGAGAAACCUCUGGAUAAGUUCUUGCCUAAUCAAGCAGGAAAAAAGAAAGUAUCCCCAGACAAGAUGAUUGAAAUGCAAGCAAAAAUUGAUGAGGAGAGAAAAGCACUUGAAACAAAGCUCGACAUGGAAGAAGAAGAAAGAAACAAGGCUAGAGCUGAAUUAGAGAAACGAGAAAAAGAUCUUCUUAAAGCCCAACAAGAGCAUCAGUCUUUGCUGGAAAAAUUAUCUGCCCUGGAAAAGAAGGUAAUUGUUGGUGGGGUUGAUUUGUUGGCCAAAGCUGAGGAACAAGAGAAACUUCUUGAAGAAUCUAACAUGGAACUGGAAGAAAGGAGGAAAAGAGCAGAGCAACUUCGCAGAGAACUUGAGGAAAAAGAGCAAGAACGCUUGGAUAUUGAAGAAAAAUAUACCAGCUUGCAAGAGGAAGCACAGGGAAAGACCAAGAAGUUAAAGAAAGUUUGGACUAUGCUGAUGGCUGCAAAAUCAGAGAUGGCUGAUCUUCAACAAGAACAUCAGAGGGAAAUUGAAGGCCUACUGGAGAAUAUUCGGCAACUUAGCCGGGAGCUUCGACUUCAGAUGCUUAUUAUUGAUAACUUUAUACCUCGGGAUUAUCAGGAAAUGAUUGAAAACUAUGUCCAUUGGAAUGAAGACAUAGGAGAAUGGCAGCUAAAAUGUGUUGCCUAUACAGGAAAUAACAUGAGGAAGCAAACCCCAGUACCUGAUAAAAAGGAGAAAGAUCCCUUUGAAGUGGACCUUUCUCAUGUGUAUCUUGCCUAUACUGAGGAGAGUCUGCGUCAGUCUUUGAUGAAACUAGAAAGACCACGAACUUCAAAGGGGAAAGCAAGGCCAAAGACAGGGAGAAGAAAGCGUUCUGCAAAGCCUGAAACUGUAAUUGACUCUUUACUACAGUAAAUGUUACAGACUUAAAGUCACAAUAAAAAUUAGUGGUAUUCUCAUGCCUGUACAAAAUCUUUAAUUAAAACAGUGAAGACUUCUCUAUAAUUUCAGUUGAUGGAAGCUGUAGAUCAAUGAAUAAGACUGGAAAUAAUAAUUUGCGUAAUAACUUUUAGUCUACAUAUAUUAAUAUAACAUUAAAAUUGUACAACUGGUGAUUGUUCAAAUUGUCGUACUACUAUUCAAUUGUACUGUGCAGGGAAGUUGGGGGAGCAGUUCAUACUAUAGAGAGUUACAGUUUAGAGGUAUGUGUAAAUCAAUUAGCUAUUUAUCCAACUACUGUAUAUUUAGGUAACUAGAAUUUCAAAAUAGAAAAAAAAACUGUGUCUUGUUUUGCACAUAGAAAGAAGCAGAUCAGAUUGUCCUGUGUUACGCUGUUAUAUAUGAAUGUUUGGACUGUACAUCUAAGAAAUGAUUCCGUACUAACACUAACCUACCCAGCCUGUUUAAACACAUUCUAAUUGUCUAACAUUUGUUGCAUUUUAAGUAUGAGAUGACUGAUCUUAUUGAUGUUCUGUAGAAAAUUUUAUAAUUUAACAAUCUUUGCGAGUAUACAUGUUUUUUAAAAAGUUGAAAAUGUUUCAUCUGAACCUUUCCUAACUUUUUUUUGCCAGUUUGAGUUCAAAUCAAAUACAUCUUAUGUUCUGGUUUCAUGUUCUCUUGAAAUAUUGAAUUGUAUGUAAAUAUAAAGGAUCUACUGUUGCAGAAAAUUAAGAAGCUAAGUACUGCUCAGUUAUCUUUGCCUGCAUGUGUAUUUUUAAAAAUUCACUCUGAAGUGUAACUUAUGGAUGCUUUUCUUUGAGUUCUAAAUUUUGGUGGGAAUUACUUUAUAUCUCCCAGUUGAGAAGGGUCUCCAUUUUCCAGAAAAUACAGCUAAGCAAGAAAAAUAUCUUUUAAAUACUUUGCCUUUAAAACACUUUUUAUUUUGUUUUUCUGUUUUAAAAAUAAAAUAUUAUUUUCUGAAUUUCUUCUAUUGAGUAAUCCAGUUAGACCAUAUUCCUCUACAAAUAAAAACUAUGUUGAUUUCAUAGUAAAGUAAGCUGUAAUAGAAUUAUUUUUUUCUGUUGUUGGCUGCUUAUGAAAUUUUUAUUUUUAUUUUUUAAAGUUAUGCUACUCCUGGCCGGGCACAGGGGCUCACGCCUGUAAUCCCAGCACUUUGGGAGGCCGAGGCAGGUGGAUCACUUGAGGUCAGGAGUUCAAGACCAGCCUGGCCAACAUGGUGAAACCCUGUCUCUAGUACAAAUACAAUAAUUAACUGGGUGUGGUGGCACAUGCCUGUAAUCCCAGCUACUUGGGAGACUUGAACCUGGGAGGCAGAGGUUGCAGUGAGCCAAGAUGGCAUCACUACACUUCAGCCUGGGUGAUAGGGCAAGACUCCACCUCAAAAAAUAAAAAUAAAAUAAAAGUAAAGUUAUGCUACUCCUAAACCACUUAAUAUAUGUUUUGUGGUUUUCAAAAUUAUGUAAUCAGCCCUGAAACACAUUGGUUGAAAAUAUUUUGAGACUUUAUAAGUUAGCAUUUAUUAAAUUAAUAUUAUUUUAAUAAGUUUUGUUAAAUCCUAGUUUAAUGACAAAGCUGUGUAUAGAGUAGGGGUGAGUGAAGGUGGAGUACUGGUGAGGUGGUAAUAAAAAUGUAUCCAUAAAUUUCAAGUCCAUUCCAUAAUUGGAAUACUGAAUGUCCUGUGUGUGGUGAACAUUUUCUAGGUGAUUAGAAUUGCAUUUCACUGGCAGCAUUUAUUUGUGGUAUGUAAGAUAGCUAGAAGUUUAUUACUUAACUCUGUGGGACAUUGUUUAAAUACUGUGAAGAGUUGAGGUAAAUAUGUGUCUUGUAAAAGCUUUGUGUGAUCAGAAUAUUUUGGUAAUUAUAAAAUGUUUUUGAUGAUACACAUUUAACUCUGUUAGUAAUUACAGUAAAGAUAUCUUAAUUUUACCAGUUGAAAAAAAAAUGCUUCUUUUUAAAAGUUCAUGUUUCUAACCUUUACAAUUCAGUUAAUAGGAAAGGAGUAACUUUUAAAUCAAGCUUUAAAACAUGGAAAUUUAAGCCAGUAUGUUAGAUGUUUUUUCUAUCCCACCCUACAAUGAUAAUAAAGAGAAAUCUAUAAAAAGUCAAAAUAAAAAGCUGAUCUAUGGAAAGUCAAUUGAGAAUUUCUUAAAGCAGGCUACUAUAGCAGGGGUGUUUGUUUGUUUGGAGACAGAGUCUUGCUCUAUUACCUAGGCUGGAGUGCAGUGGGAUGAUCUCGGCUCACUGCAACCUCUGUCUCUUCAGCCUCCUGAGUUGCUGGAACUACAGCUGUAUGCCUCCAUGCUUGGCUAAUUUUUGUAUUUUUUUGUAGACAGGGGGUUUUGCCAUGUUGCCCAGGCUGGUCUCUAACUCCUAGAGCUUAAGUGAUCCACCUGCCUCAGCCUCCCAAAGUGCUGGGAUUACAGGUGUGAUUAUAGGCCUUGAGCUACCACACCCCACCUACUAUAGCAGUUUUUUAAAAAAAGCAUUAUGUUAAAACUGAUUAUACCAGAUGGACAUUAAAUAUCCAUCUCAGAAAACCAAAAAUUUGAUAUUUAAGCCUGGCCUGAAUUUUUUUUUUUUUUUUUUUUUUUUGAGACAGAGUCUUACUCUGUCACCCAGGCUGGAGUGCAGUGGCGCGAUCUUGGCUCAUUGCAACCUCCGCCUCCUGGGUUCAAGCAAUUCUCCUGCCUUAGCCUCCUGAGUAGCUGGGAUUAUAGGCAGGCGCCACCACACCCUGCUAAUUUUUGUAUUUUUUUUAGUAGAGACCAGGUUUCACCAUGUUGGCCAGGCUGGUCUCGAACUCCUGACCUUGUGAUCUACCCACCUCGGCCUCCCAAAGUGCUGGGAUUACAGGUGUGAGCCACCACACCUGGCCUCAAGCCUGGUCUGAAUAUCUAUAUGCAAAUAUGGGACACUGACUUCAGAGCUAUUCAUUUAGCUCCAGUCAUAGCAAUUCUGUAGUUUCCUCACAUUUACUGUGUCUUUGUCCAUAAAUGAAAUAUUUUGUAUGGUGAGUGUUAAUUUCCUGAGACAAUAUAGAUGAACAUACUUGCUCAUUUUUUGAAAUAAAUAUGCAGAUUUAAAAUGAGUGGCACAUACAUAUAAAUAGGUUAUUGAAUGGGUAUUCUCUUUUCCCUUUAAUUUAAAAAGUAGUAUUUAUUUAUUAAAAGGAGCAUUGGUAGAAUUAUUGGUUUAUAGUAUCUUCUUUAAUAAUCCUUACAAUUACAUAUACUAAUAGGAUGUUAAAAUUAUCAUAGUGUUUCCUAUUUGUGUUUAGAUUCUUAUAAAGCAUGAGAUGAGUAAUCACGGGGAGGGUUGCAUCUCCAUGUUUGCCCCAUGAAUAGAAUCCAUUUGACAAGCCAUUUCAUUUCCUUUCUGGAGAAAGGGAGUUGUUUUUUUUGUUGUUGUUGUUGUUUUCUUUUUGCAGCAAAAAUUUAAGGUUGUUUUGGGGGAGGGGGUGGUGCUACUUCCUCUGUAACAUGUUUUUAAAACUAUGAUUAUGGUUUUUGGUUGUUUUUUGUUUUGUUUGUUUCUUUUUAGUCUGUUUUUAAUAUCCUUCCCCUUCACUCUUAAGGAAAGUCUUCUUCUUUCCUACAGGCUGUGAAUUAAGGAAUGGGUAACGUUUACAUUUAAGUACACCAGUGUCUGCCCAAUUUCCUAGUGUAUACAUUUGUUUGUUUUUAAUUAUUUUUUGUUCUUAAAAAUACUAGAAGAAAACAUAGAUGUUUCUAGUGCCUUUGAACUUACACUGUAGUCUGACUAAUUUAAAUAAUGAAUAACUUCAGUAGCAUUACUAUAAUACUGUAUACUGGCCAGAAUUACAAAUUGUACAGUUUGUUGCAUUAAUUUCAAAAGCCACGCUUUCAUUGUAUUUUAUGUAUAAAUUGUAUUUGUUCAAGUUGUAUAUAUUGAUAUUGUAUGUAUACAUGCAGCAUGGUUAAAUAAGAAUAAAAAUCUUUUACCUAA